This is a messenger RNA of Heterostelium album PN500, 2220 nucleotides long. RefSeq lists its product as uncharacterized. Lineage: Eukaryota; Evosea; Eumycetozoa; Acytosteliales; Acytosteliaceae. The coding region runs from base 1 to 2220 and encodes 739 amino acids. The transcript has 7 exons. The record is from RefSeq and is a predicted model, not a curated record.
AUGAAUAAAUUCAAUAAAUUAUUUAGAAAAUCAGUUCAGUUGACACCACAACAACAACAGCAAUUACAGGGAAGUCCACCUUUGACAUCUUCAUCAUCAUCGCUAUCAACACUUCAAAAUCAUGGUGGUGGUGGUGGACAUUUAACAUCAUCGGUAUCAUCACCGAAUCUACUCUCAUCACUAGCAAACAGUGGAGGCAGUAGCAGUGGAUCUUCAGCCAGUAUAUCAUCAUCAGCAAGCACCUCAUUUUCAUCAUAUCAAAAAUUACCACUCAUCGAUUUCGAUCAAUUAUUUUUACAAUUCUUAACUGAAUCAGAUAUUUUAAGAUGUUGUUUCUUAGUACAUUCAAUAUCAACGGGUAAAAAGAUUAGUAAGUCAUGGCAACCCUUUAGCAAAAAGAAUUCGAAUGCAGCGUUUUUGUUGGUUUGUUCGCGAUUCCUGUUGGUUAUAGAUGCAUCGACACAACCACUGACAUUGCAACGUCGGUUGCCUAUUUCAGACUUGAAGGAGAUGCUCAUUGAUAGCUCCGAUGUCGGUCUAUUCUCGAUACAGUUGAAUAAGGAACAAUUUGAUAAACAACACAAUCAUCCAUUGCCAUCAACACUCUACUUCUCCACUGGAUCGGAGAAGCGUGAAUAUCAAGAUCAAAUCGUUGCUGCAUUGGAAGAAGUAACAAAAGAAUAUUUCUUACAUGAACAUAAAGGUGGAUUUGUAGUUAGAAGAUGUAAUAUGUUGAGUGGAGAGCAAACAGAGCAAAAGAAGGAAUUGAAAGAUGCAGUGCUAUUGGUACUUGAUGAGCUUUCAUUGAUGGGAUUCACUGGACAGGAUCUAUGGGAUGGUGAUGUCGAUCUCAAGCUAUGGGUUGAUAAAAUACGUCACCUUAUUAAACCAAAUAAUGAUGAGAGAUUUGUUGUUGAAUUUGUAUUGCCUGACUCUGCAUAUGACACCUCAGGUGUCUGUAAGAAAGUAUUUAGAGUACCAAAUAAUAUAUCUAUAAAAGAAAUUCAAAUACAAAAUUCAAAUGACUAUACGUUGUGUACUAUUAAAGGUAGAGAGGUGGAUCCAGAGGAUACGCUGUUGGACUAUGGAUUGGGUUCGUUGUUUGACAAUUGGCAGUUGUGUUUGACUGAGAGAGGCAAGGUGAGAAAAGCAGGUUUGUUUGAACUCGAAGUACACUAUCCAGAGAUACCAGAGUUUGCCGGUAGAUUCCAUCGUAUUACAGUGGUCGAUGGUUACCAACCUGCAGAGGUUGUAGUAAAGAAUUUGGGCAAGGAGAUGGAGAUUGGAAAACCACAUCUCUUUUCCAUCAAACUCGAGACACCAUCCGGUGUCCAAUAUCCUCAAGACCAUGAAUUCCUCACUAAAUAUGGUUUGGGUUCGAAAUUCCGUAAAUGUAAAUUAAAAUUAAUUCCCAAGAAAUUCCCAAAGGCAUCUUCCAACAGACAACAAAAUUAUAAUAUAACGAAAUCAAUUAUGGAUGAUAUUAUUGAGAAUGCAUAUCACGAGAUGGCGGAGAGAAGUGAGUUGAAAAAGAAGAUGGUUUGUAAGGAGAUCAUGGAUUGGAUGAUUGAUAUCGCUGUCGAGGAGUGUGUUCGUGCUUCUACACUUACUGUUAGAAUGGCAUCGCUCAGCUCCAUCAGCAGAGCUGCAAUGUACAAGUUUUUGGUGGUCAAAGAGCAAGAGGAUAUCAACCACUACAAGAUUGCCGGACAGAAACGCGCUGCUGACGACGCUAAAGAUCUCAUCCACGGUCUAAUGCAUCUCAGUGGUCCAUCGGCAUUCAUCAACCUCGAGAAUCAACAGGAGGCGCCUUCUCUUCAAGUACGUGUUCCACCUCCUCCACCUCCACCAAUUCUAGGCUUCCAGAAUUUCAAAAAGCGUUUGGAUACAGUCACUCCACCCAUCCAAGAAAAACAAUCAACACGUGUCGGUGGUGGUAAUUCAAAUAUGGCCAACGUUUUGGAUAUGAACCAAAUUCUAAAUAUGAGAGGUAAAUUGAAAGCGACACAACAACCAACAAAGAAAGAUGAAAAAGAAGAUGCCAAGUUUGAUGAAUCUCAAGAACUUGUAUUGAAAUCUGUAAAACUACGUCCUACUGCCAACGGUCAAAUCCCAGUAACAAACUCCAAGGAGACCACUGAACUUAUGCAAAAGCUACAAAAGAGAAAUGCUGCCGUUCAGUCCUUUUUGGUCGAGGCAGAGGAUUUGGGUGAUGCCUAA